This is a messenger RNA of Dermacentor silvarum, 9656 nucleotides long. Its product is annotated as mpv17-like protein. Gene Ontology annotation, cellular component: cytoplasm; membrane. NCBI's taxonomy places the organism in Eukaryota, Metazoa, Arthropoda, Arachnida, Ixodida, Ixodidae. The record is from RefSeq and is a predicted model, not a curated record.
GUCGUAUCAAUGAUUAGCCGGCCAGACUGGACGUCUCUCUCGCCCGCCGCUAUGCCUCCACGGACUCGCGCGACGUUUACGCAGUCGACGGCGACAGUCACCUCCUCGAAGACAGGUCCAACGGACCGGCGGAGUCUCCUGUCUAUAAACUUUGGUUCAGCUUGCUGCGUCGCGGGGAACAACAGCGAGUGUGUGUGUGUGUGUGUGUGUGCAUGUGCGCGUGUUUGGGCAACGUAAAAGAGUCUCAUCGGGAGUGCGUCAAUCGGCUGGCUGUUCGCAUUUGCUCGCCCCCAAACGAGACACCAACUGCCAACUCUGCUAUACACAGCGACGCCGACAACGGAGAUCGGAGUUGGAUUCCAAACCUGCUGCGCUGUGUAGGAGGUGCUACGGAGGACUGCGUAAAAAAAAAGAAAAAAAAAAAUUCUGUGCCAUCUGUGUUAGCUCGUCACUUGAGGGAGGAGGAGGAGCAGGCUCAUUUCCUCUCCUAGUACAAGGGUCGUCGGCUUGUACUAUAUACGUUUGUGCACCAAGCCUGCAUUCCGCUGCACUCUCUCGAGCCGGAGGAGGAGCCUGAGUUCGGUUUUCGAUCGCUUAUUUCUCUUUCUUUAAUACUUUAAAAUCUAUUCAUUUACGCCUUCUCGAGCGUGCCAGAUGUGACACCGAUUUGCUCGAACCUAGCAGCGCUGUGUGUACGUGUCUCGGCGUUGAAGUGGCGGAAUUCGAUCCUGGCGGGAUAAAUCGUGCAAAUAUUGUUGUUGUUUUUUUUUUUUUUUUUGCCGGUCGCUCAUCCAUUCGCACCGUCGUGCUUGUUUUACGCCGGUCGUAGAUCCGCACGCGGUUGUGUAAACAUCAGCGACUGAAGCCCCGACGCGCUCUAGAGUAUAUCUUUACGACCGUGUUGCGUAUCACACGCUCGGUUCCUAUCCCGUGACGACUGUGUGAAUCGUCUACCCUUGAAACACCGUACCGGCCCUUUCUCUGUUUUUCUUUUUUUUUUUUAAUCUCUCUCGCUUGGCGGGAAGAGGCAAGCUGUUCGAGUUCUCAAACGCCGCCACGUCUUCUCUCCACUGUACACGCAUACGUUAUCAACGGCAACGCUUACGUCGAGCGCGCAUCUCGGACUGAAGGGCGCACACAUCUGUACCGGCCGGAGCCUACGCAUACAUCGACGCCUUCGCACGUGUUAGUGAAACCUACACGCUUACGCAAUCUGUGGAAAAAAGAAAGACCAAAUCAGGACGGCGGUGUUGUCUUCCACAGACCUUUCGGUGUACGUGCCCAGCUCUAGUUGCGGCGAUCGACCGUGCUUCCGGGAGUGGAUCGAGUGGUCUCCGAAAUACGUCACCCAGUUCGUCGCAUCCUGUGUUGCUGCUACAUUCCCGGCCCAGCAAUUGAUUUGGCGCGAAACCUCGUGUCCCAGCUUCAGGAACUGUGGACAGCUGCAUGCCCUCUUUUGGGCAGGGUCACAACCGUUUCGUGUUCGACGGCUGAAGUGCGUCUCGCGGUCGCACGAGAGUUCGCACUGUAUAGUCAAUUCUUGCUUAUUUGACUGCUAAACUUGGUUUUCUGAGGCCAGAGCCUUCGUCCAGGAGCUACACAUCUUGUGUUCUCCUCCUGACCUGCUGACGCGCAAGAACGUCGUCCAGGAAUUAAACAACGGUGCCCUUGUUCAAUUUUUUUCACGUACCCCGUCCAAGUAACCAGGGCUCUGCAUUACUGCCCUCGCUUUAUAGCAGUCAGCGUUGUCAACUACGCUCGUACUUGAUAGAACGAUCACGGGUCGUUGCGGGCCUGUUUAUGUUGUGCUUUGAAUGAUCAGCCAACGAAGCAUUCGCGUCGCUCUGCAUAAUAGGCUGGCGUAAAUAUACGCUGUUCAAUAUAUCCUACAGGAUCUGUAAAUUGCGAUAUUCAUAGGCAUCUGCGAGUCCUCGGUUAAGAAUCACAACUCCAAGUGCGAUCGUGACCUUCUCCGCCACAGACACCCCGUAAACUGGCCCUAAACAUCAAGUACUCGUCGUCGUGUUAUUCAUUACGGUGCAACUCCCAAGUGCGAUCGUGCCCUAUACCCUGCCCUCUGAAUCAAGUAAGUGUCGUCAUUUGAUUACGCUGUGACUCCAAGUGUGAUCGUGUUCUACUUCCGUGCCAUUACCGCGGCCCUCAGGAUCAAGCAUAACCUUCAUCGUGUUGAUUACGCCUGCAAACAAUUAAAAGAGGCGCGCGUGCUUCUCUGAGGAGGCCAUCGGUCGCCAUGCAGCAUGCCAUCGCCAGGGUGCGGACGUUGUUCAAGAGUCGACCCCUUUUGGCCAACGUCGUCUCGUUCGGCUCCAUGUACGUGGGGGCCGAGGUAGUCCAGCAGACCAUACUCCAGAAGCUGGACCCAUCCGUGCGCGGCUACGACUGGCCGCUGGUGGGCCGGUACGCCGUGGUCGGCACGGGCAUCUACGCGCCGGCGCUCUUCUACUGGUACCGGUACCUGGACCGCGUCUUGCCGGGCAAGCUGGUUGCCGUCGCGGUCAAGAAGGCCCUCAUCGACCAGGUCUUGGCGUCCUCCACGCUUCUGGUAGCCUUCUACACGGCCAUGAGCGCCAUGGAGGGCAAGGAAGACAUCUUCGCAGAACUUAAGGCCAAGUUCGUACCAACGUACAAGCUCAGCUGCUGCUUCUGGAUCCCAGCGCAGUGCUUCAACUUCUUCCUGGUGCCGCCCCACCUGCGCGUCGUGACGGUCGGCAUCUGCUCGUUCGCGUGGGUCAACAUCCUCUGCAUCAUGAAGCGCAUGACCAUUAAGACCCAAAAGGAGGACGCCUAGAGCGGCGACCAUCGGGGGAUUGACGUCACUACCGCUGACAUCAAGCUGAUCGCGCGUCCGGACGUGACGUCACCGCAUCCGAGGGAAAAAAAAAAGAACCUUACAAUGGAACGACGUCAUGUCCGCAAGGAAAAAGACCGACAGUUUGUUACCGUGCCUCUAGUCGUCCGGGCGUCAAUCAAAAGGCGCGUGUACCGCGGAGUGCCUUUCUUCGACCGAACUGUUAUUUCUUUAACGGGUAACGUUCGUCGUCGCCGCAAAGAAAAAAAAAAAAAAAAAAAGAAGUGCCUACCGACUGAACGUUGACGCGCUUCAAGCGAUAUGUAUAGCCUCGUUAUGUACUCUACUCAGUUUUCGCGAAGCGUAGUGUCUUGGUGAAGUCGCCACUUUGGUGCUAACGUGAGAGGCUUGAGUUGGGAUACUCGCGGAUAACUUUCUGGGUGACGGUGAAAGAAAAGCCGCGUAAAUGAAGCGCGUGACAGCAUCUCCGCAAUGUAGUCCCACAGACUCGUUUUGCGAUUGCUUAAACUGGGGAGCAGGGAACAUAAACAUCUCGUUUACUACAGCACUCACAAUAAAAUUGGACAUAAAAUACACCCCGUGUUGUUAAAUUUAAAUUUAAUUUUCUUCAGCUUUUGAUAUUCCGCGUUUUGGCAAAUGCGACACCGUCGAUCGCACGUAGUAAGGCUAAACUGAUACCGUAUCUGCUCAAAAAAAAAAGAAAGAAAAAAAAAAAAAACCAGAAAGCGCUGUUAGACGCGGCAGGACUAGUUGGCGCAGUAAUACACGUGCUAAAGCUCCACCUCUUUAGCUUUCCAACUUCACUGCCACAGAAAGUUGUUCGCGAGUGUGCUUGACUGUUUGUCCUCUUUGUAAAGUGUGCUUGCAGUGUGCAGCAGGUUGGGGGAAAGAAGCUGCGACGUUUGUACUGACCUGUUGCAAGCACCGUAACUGCAUUAUUUUGCUCUGGCGUUAUACAGUCAUUUAUAUUGACAACCAGCCGAAAUAGAAGCUUUUUGGGAGACUGUUUCUCGCGCAUAGCCGCGACGUAAGAGCGGGAUUGGACUUGGUCCUGUUUAUGUGUCUCGGCGUAUACAGAUAGUGCAAACGCCAUAAGUUUUCAACAGAGCUUGCAGGGCAUUUUGGUUUCUAGAUCACUCUGCGCCUUUAUCAGCAGCCGUGCCUAUUUGAACGCUACAUAAGCUACAUGAUUUUUCCUUGUCAUUAUAUCAUUUUAUUUGAUUCUCUGUACAGCAGUGUUGUGACGUCUAUAUAGAGUAUACAAGAUGCCCGUGGUGAGCGGCUGGCGCACUCUCGUAGUUGUUAGGCUUAAUGGACGCAAUCCUAAACGAUCGGGUUCAUGCGCCGUCUGCUACCGUCACUAACGCGCUGCAUCUGUAAAUUAUGGAACAUGCUGUGUCAUGCGCACGCGCACUCACUUACGUGAUCUGCCAGAAGACUUUAGCAGACGACGCGGCAGCGGGAUCAGGAACUUCAUCCACUGAAUCUACCACGAGAGUGCGCUUGCAGCUCGUGCAGAGUAAGGCUCAGUGCAGAGUGCUUUGCCUGUUUACCGGCCUGCACGUGAUCCCGUGUUCUCGGUCAUAAAAUAUCGUGACUGUACCACCCACGAAACCGUAUCGUAUACAGCCGGCGUCAAAAGUUUACGGGACGCGGGAGCUCGGAUGAUGAUCUGGAUAAUUCCGCAACCUUGGACACGCAUCCCGGAAUUUAGACAUCCAGCCUCGACGGGCACACGUGACCACUCAGCACAGUGAUGCGCUAAUUUAGUGGAUGCAGGAAAAAAAUGUAACCGUGCGGAAAUGCAACUUUUUCACGAAACCCGCGUCCCACAAUCUUUUGACACCGGCUGCAUUUGUCUCUCAUCUCUCUCUCUCUCUCCUGCCUUCGUGAGUGACGGUCUGUAUGCUCAAAGUUAAAAUGCAUAUCAGCAGAGUCUUUUGAAAGUUAUCACAUCAUCAGGUGUUACUAACAAAUAAUACCUGAGUUUAUCGGGGAGUGUUACCGCGGCUUAUCAGUGGUGUCCAUGUUCAGCGUCUCGACGUCGGAUUGUUGGUGAAUUAGUGCCACCUGCAGCUUAGUGGCAGGAGUUGCGUGUCGCGCGAGUCGAUCGUUCUGUCAAGUUAAGGCAGUGGUUAACCAUUGUGGAAGAUUAACUUAAACAUUUACGGCGUCUCAUCUGUGCAAUCUUGGUGGUCCUACUAGAGGCUACGAACUGCAGUGUGUCCGGCGAAGUCUGUUAUAGAGCGGAGUGCAUAGACAAAGGCAUACGAUCGAACCGCUGUCUUCAGUAUAUAUAUACAUAGAUGUGCCUUUGGCGAUGCUUUACUUUUUAGUAUACAUUAGGAUUAGGCUGUAUAUACUUAGGCGGCUAGUCCUAUGACGUUUACUUAUUGUAGAUCAAGAUUGGCGCUGUGGUUAACCUUCAGCACUUGUGAGGAUGUCGUAGUCAAGCUUAUUUCGGGUAUAUUAGUACCUUUGUACUCCGGGGUAGUUUUCACCUCUGCACGGCGUACAAAUAUUUGAGACUAUAUAAGCCUCUUUACGGCGUGUCUAACGUAUUGCUCGUUUAUAUUUGUAAGCGUGAAAAGUUUUUAGCAAGAGUUUUCCGCUUGUUAAAGAAAGUAAGGCGCAGUGGUGUUUAUUCCACCACACAAACCAUUUCUAAAACUUCCGGGCUGGCUUUUUAGCAGUGCAAACGUAUAUGUCGGCCAACAGAUUGUUAAAAUGGUGACAAUUUUAGCAAUGCCCUCGCGUUUGUGCAUUCUUGGCGAUUAUGUAUAUGUACAAUGUGUUCCUGCAGCAGCAGGAACAGGGCACGAGAUGCACCGAUAACCAUCAUUUCAAUUUAGGUGGUCGCUACAUUUUAAGGCAAAGCUGGAUACCAAUUUGCAUAAGAGUCAGUUAUUGCUAUAUAUAGUAUACUACAUAACAAUAGCUCUAAAUUUCACUGCCUGUAGCCAAGUGUAUCGCGUCCCAAGUGUAGAUAGUAUCAAGUGCCUGUUACCGCAAUGGCCAUCCUUACAGAAAUCUCUAAAACUUGAGCAGACUAUUCUCACAAAUAGCGCUGAACUUGGUACGACUAGCCGAAGUUGUAUUAACAAUAUACCGACAAGCACGUGACCGUUGGUAGAGCUGAGUAAACGGCUGGCACAUAGCAACUUCAGCUAUGGGACAGAAAAUGAAAGGGCGUAACGUUACGAUACAAGAAGAUGGUGGAGAAAGCAAAACGCGGGUGGCUGAUGUUAAGCGGUUGAGAUCAGGAGAAAGGAAGUGCAUAGUUCGGCAAGUUUUGUCAUUCGUGGUACAGAUAACUGGCGGUACUCGACAGAAACAGAAUGGCUGCUAAAUGAAAGGGUGCAUGUUGUCGAGAGCGGUAGAGAAUUAGAUGGUGUGGAUAGACUGGGAAGUUUGCAGGCAUGGUGUGGAGUUGGGCUGCUUAAAAUAAAGGCUAGAUCGAUAGGAGAGGGUUUUUUUUUCUCCUAGGAGUGGACAGUAAAAUGACCUGACGAUAAUGAUGGCGGUUAUUGUGGUGGUGGUGGUGAUGAUGAUGAUGAUGAUGAUGAUGAUGAUGAUGAUGAUGAUGAUGAUGAUGUAACAUUUCGAGUCAGUGUCACACCGGUUCUUGUCGCCCGUGCAUUCGGCGUAGACGUACAGUGAGCGCCAAUACUUUUUUCAAGUGCCUUUGCUUUGCCUCUGUAGUGCCUUUGCGUCGAUUCUCGCGCCUCGUUUCGUGAGAAAUCUGUUCUGUGGUAAGCACCGCCGGCCUUCUGCCGUGGCUCUUCCAUUUUUAUCCACUGCUAAGAAGUGCCUGUAUAUUGCCUUGUGUUAUCUGAUGAUGAAUACUGCUCGUACUGGUGCAACACAGUGCAACACGUAUGUAUCUAGUGCAACACAUACAGGAAUAGAAGGUUCACUCUGUGCUGAAAUUGUAAGUGCUCUCCGGGGAAAAAAAAAAGUACGCUUUCGCAGAGUCUUUUGCUUUUGAUUUUUCAUUGUAUUUGGUAUGAGCAGCAUCGAGUUCGCACAGUGCGAAAGAAGGCUUGAUGUCUGAAAAGUCGGAAGUACAUGCUGCCAAAUUCGAUCUCCACAUUAGGGAAGGUUAGUGUUUCAACUUAGUGUUCCCGCAAAGAAGGGAACGCUAAGGGUCAGUAUUAUCGCUCCGAACGAGCAAUAUAGGACAUGCAGGAUAGUGCGGUUUCGCGAACGUGUUUUCAAAAGCUCGCAGUUCCGGUGAAGGGAAACUCCGGUUUGCGUAUACGUAGCGGCAAUCUGUCCUGUCACCAGUUUUCAGCGUUGCGCCUCAUAAGCGUAUCGUAAAUUAAACGAAUUGGCUUGCCUACGGAAAUUCGAAAUUUUUAAUCUAGAAAGUUCUAUAAAGCAUUCUAUUCGGUCGCAGUGCGCGCGAGUUUCUAAAAAAAAAAUACCAUCUCGGCUCUUAGCCGUUUUGGCUUAAGAACACGAGCCAUAUGAAUAUUAGUGCAAUCAAAGCGUUUAUCAGUUGUGGUGGGCGCGCGAAACACAUUGCUUGUUACGUCCAUUUCUUUUCUAUAACUCCACGUCCUUCGCGAUGUAUAUUCGUCACCAUGCAACUUUACUAAAGCGCCAAGUUUGCAACACUUGUCGCGGAAAAUCGUUGAAACAGUUUUAAUCGGUGUUGUUCGUUACGGUACACUUUGGCUAGAAAUAUAACGUAAUAGCGCGGAAGGGUGGUAAGCAUCAUUUGAAUAUAAACUCAAAAGUAAGUAUAUAAGCAUAUAACUUGAAUCAAUCAAAACAAUAUCUGCGGCUAUGAUUUUACCACUAUACUUUGUUAUCUAAAGCGUACAGCUAUAGAAAGAGCUUCUCCUGAAAAAAAAAAUAUAGAAGGUGAGACAUAAGUUCCCUUUACGGCCAAGGCUUUGAAACGAACGUUCCCAGUCUCACUGCAUGAGAAUGACUUGCAGAAAAGGAGUACAGGUGCCUCUAUUCGAAAAAGCAACUGGCCGUCCCAUUCUAUUUUCUAGAGUUGUUUUACACCCCAAAGGGAGUAUAUGUUCUUAGGGACUGGGCAAAAGUAUGUAGAGUAAACGUAUGUACUCCAUCAGGGAGCAUACGAGAACUCUCGGAAAUGGAGUUAAGUGAGGGGACAGUCAGUUACUCCUUCAAGGGGAGUGACCGGUACUAUUUUUGUGGAACUUUCUUCACCUUAUGGAUUUCUGCAGAACUCCGUUUUGUAGAGGUCUUGUGCACCCCAACGUGGUGUCUAUUACAAGCAAAUGCGUAAACAGGGUGUUUCAUUUUAGCGGCACCAAAUUUUUAAAAACUGCCUGUAGCAGAUAGCACAAUUAUAAUCCUUGAUCUAGACUACUCGAUGAGGCGGCCAUUACUUCCACGAGAAAUCAAAACGCCUAUUUGAAUAAUGACCACAAUUACGCUAAUUAACUUUUAAAAUAAUUGUUUUACAGCACAUCUUUCAAUCUACGAAAUAUCGCCGCUGAGUUCGCAAAGCGUAUCCACUUGGAACGAAUGCUCAGGACUGAACCAGUUUCGCGAUAUUAAUUUUCAAAGUGUCCGACGAAAUGCAUGGGCGUUCCAGUUAACUUUUUGAGGAAGACGCUGUUUUAUGCAUUGAAGCACAAAGUUAACUGGAACGCCCAUGCAUUUCGUCGGACACUUUGAAAAUUAAUAUCGCGAAACUGGUUCAGUCCUGAGCAUUCGUUCCAAGUGGAUACGCUUUGCGAACUCAGCGGCGAUAUUUCGUAGAUUGAAAGAUGUGCUGUAAAACAAUUAUUUUAAAAGUUAAUUAGCGUAAUUGUGGUCAUUAUUCAAAUAGGCGUUUUGAUUUCUCGUGGAAGUAAUGGCCGCCUCAUCGAGUAGUUUAGAUCAAGGAUUAUAAUUGUGCUAUCUGCUACAGGAAAUUUCAAAAAAAUCUGGUGCAGCUAAAAUGAAACACCCUGUAUAAUAGGCACCCUUCAUCGUAGAGAGUACGAGACCUCUCGAAAAUGAAGUCAAAUAUGAUGGCACAGGGAGUUUAUUCGAUAAGGGACGCCGAUAUAGUACAUACUCCCUUUCAAGUGAAACCUUACGUCUUGCGGAUUUUGGCAAGACUAAUUCGCUCAUUCAACAUUCCCUUUGCAUCUAGUGUUCAAAAUGUUUAUCCUCUGCUGAUUGGCUGUUGGCGGCAACUUUUUGGAACGAAGUGCUCCAAGUUCCUUGUAAAUUCCGCCUUCAGGCUUCGGGGUUACUGUAGAGAUACUUAGGGCUACUAUACUUUUCAGAAAGAUUGAGAGAAAACAAAAUGGUUAUAUAUUUUUUAUUUUUUAUUUGCGUAUUCUUUACGGGCUCCUAAUUGGAGUAUUGUGUUAGGGGGACGAUACAUUGUUAUUGUAAAAGAUAAGAGUGCGUGAAUACGGGCAAACAAAAAAACAAAGAAACAGGCGUUAUAGAAAAUGUUUCAAUUAACCUCAGAUUACGAUCGAUUUUGUUCUAUUUCAGGGGCUUCCUUGCGAUCUAAGGUACAAUGCGGUAGUCCGAGGAAAAAAAGUAGGUAACUGGCGGAAACUUGGUCGCGUCAGUCCAGGAUUACCUGCUGUUUACCUUCAGCUGGCAAUUUUUGGGGAUGCUUGUUUCGCUUUAGUGCUUAAGUUUACCGCAUGGUGCGCGUGAUUAAAGUUUCGAGCGUUGCACGAGGUUUCAACUAUACGGAGAGUUAUCUCCGACCCGUCAUAUAAGUAUGUGCUGAGACUACCGAUGUGUACCGUCGGGUUCGAGCUGUUACCCUCAGUCCGUUUAACUUUAACAGCUUUUUGUAGUGCAGAGUGUCAAUAAAGACGUGUUCUACAUC